AAGAGGCUAGUUCGUGAUCACGUCUGUACCUAGCAGCUCUUUUAGUUCCUAGUUCAUACCCGCCAAAAAAAAACUUGCAAAAUUCUUUUCAAGAAAACCAUCAGUUCUUUUCCUACAACCUGAAAACAAGCACAGCAAGGAAUGGAAAGGAGCAUCGAUCCGAUUAUCAACGACGACGGUGCUGCGCUGGCGUGGGGGAGCAUGUCACUCGAUGACGCUGAGCUGGUUGAGGAAUUGCAACUGCAGGAAGUCCUGCUCUCUGCCUUCCAAGGAAUGACCAUUGAAGACACCUCGGACGCCUCCACUGACGAUCUGAUCAUCAGGCAUGAUCAUAGCGAAGCAUCGAAAAGACCCUCCCCCAUUGCUGAUCCAGGACAAUCCUCAUCAUCGGUUACACCCUCCAUUGCUGAUCCAGGACCAUCCUCAUCAUCGGUUACGCCUAUCGGCGACGAAUUCUACUGCCCCAUCUGCAUGGAAAGCAUGCCCGGCGCUAGCAAGUUCAGCAUCAGCUCCUGUGGCCACGCCUUCUGCUGGAGCUGCAUCGUUCAGUACAUUGCUACAAAGAUCGGCGAGAAAAUUGUCCAUGUCAACUGCCCUGGUCUCAGCUGCGAAGACGGCUUCAUCGAGCUGGAGGACUGCCGUGAUAUCAUCCCCUUGGAGCUAUUCAACAAGUGGGACUUCACGCUGUGCGAGUCGGUGCUUGGCGCAACGAGGUUCUACUGCCCGUUCAGCGACUGCUCGGCGGCUCUCUUUGUCGAGGAGGGAGAGGGGGGCAUCGCGGAAGCCGAGUGCCCGCACUGCCACCGGCUGUUCUGCGCCCGGUGCAUGGUGCCCUGGCACGACGGCGUCGGCUGCGAGGAGUUCCAGGAGCUCGGGGAGGACGAGCGCGGCCGGGAGGACGUGAUGGUGAAGCGGCUCGCCGGCGAGAAGCGGUGGCAGCGGUGCCCCCAGUGCAGGAUGUACGUGGAGAAGUCCGAGGGAUGCAUGUUCAUGAAGUGCAGGUGCGGGUACUGCUUCUGCUACGCUUGUGCAUCCCCAAUGACCAAGGACCUCCAUUACUGCAAAAGUUGCAAACGCUGAUCGUUUGGCUGAUGCUUGUCAGGGUUUCACUGAAUGCUUCAUGUUGGCCAAGUUUGCAACUUUUGCAGUAAUGGAGGUUUUCACUGAAUGUUUCACUGAAUACUUCAUGUAAGGAGGUUGCUACUGUUAUCUCGUAGGCUGUGAAAUAACGGGAAGCUUUCGCGAUGUCAUCACCACCGCGUAAGCUUUUUUCUCCAUCUCAUAAUAGAACCUCUUCGGCUCUACCAAGGUUUCCAAAAUAUAAUAUACUGAAAAUUGUUGCAACUUA
Phragmites australis (common reed) is the source of this 1348-nucleotide messenger RNA. RefSeq names its product E3 ubiquitin-protein ligase RSL1-like. The coding region runs from base 142 to 1080 and encodes 312 amino acids. Gene Ontology annotation, biological process: protein polyubiquitination; positive regulation of proteasomal ubiquitin-dependent protein catabolic process; ubiquitin-dependent protein catabolic process. Lineage: Eukaryota; Viridiplantae; Streptophyta; Magnoliopsida; Poales; Poaceae. The transcript has 2 exons. The record is from RefSeq and is a predicted model, not a curated record. Gene Ontology annotation, molecular function: ubiquitin conjugating enzyme binding; zinc ion binding; ubiquitin protein ligase activity. Gene Ontology annotation, cellular component: ubiquitin ligase complex; cytoplasm.